Messenger RNA from Ilex paraguariensis (yerba mate), 858 nucleotides. NCBI's taxonomy places the organism in Eukaryota, Viridiplantae, Streptophyta, Magnoliopsida, Aquifoliales, Aquifoliaceae. The record is from the annotation of a GenBank genome assembly.
AUGUGCUCUCGCUUGCUCUACAUACGCCUGAGCCCUCGGAUGCCUGUUGCCUGCCGCCCAAGCCACCGGAGCCCAACACCCUCGUGCCCUUGGUGCCUACAACUUGAAACCAAGUGCCCAGCACCCCAGUGCUUGCGUCUUUCUACUUGGCGCCUAGCACCCAAAUCAUGCACGAUGCCCAGUGCCUGCCACCUAUUACCCAUUGCUCGGUGCCCAGAACCCUCGCCGCACCGACCUGUGUCUCGCCCAAUAUGCCUAAGCCUGUUGCCUCUCCUUUGCAUCGCCAAACUUACUACUCUACUUGGUGCUUGUCUCGCUGCCCAUGGCAUCUAUUGCUUGGCCACCACUCGCGCCCUCACUGGAGGUGCCCAGUGUCGAAUUGCUACCACGACACCGUUGCCUCGUUGUCUAUUGCGCCACCUUCCUAACCGCUGCUCAUGCCCUCGCCCACGACCCCUAGAAUUGGCUCCUAACUUCUCUGACCUAUCUCACUCUUUUCUUUUCACCCCAAAGUGUCUGUUUCCACGCACCAUCGCUCACGUCCUCACACCAGCGUCCAAUACCUUACACCAGCAUCGGUGUCCUCGUGCCAUAGCCCAUGCCCUCGCGAUGCGGCAACUCCAUCGCUCGCACACCCUUGCACUUAACGCCAGCAACGAGGCGCCCUCGGCUAGGCACCCUCGCACCUUGUGCCAAUGUCUGUUUCCUCGCACCAUCGCUCACGUCCUCACACCAGCGUCCAAUACCUUACACCAGCAUCGGUGUCCUCGUGCCAUAGCCCAUGCCCUCGCGAUGCGGCAACUCCAUCGCUCGCACACCCUUGCACUUAACGCCAGCAACGAGGCGCCCUCGGGUUAG